This is a messenger RNA of Pipistrellus nathusii (Nathusius's pipistrelle), 1362 nucleotides long. Lineage: Eukaryota; Metazoa; Chordata; Mammalia; Chiroptera; Vespertilionidae. The record is from the annotation of a GenBank genome assembly.
AUGAGCAAGAUCAGCGCGGUGGUGCAGCGCGCCCGGGCCGCCUUCGAGUCGGGCCGCACGCGGCCCCUGCAGUUCCGCAUCCAGCAGCUGGAGGCGCUGCGGCGCAUGAUCAAGGAGCGCGAGAAGGACCUGGCGGGCGCGCUGGCCGCCGACCUGCACAGGAACGAGUGGAACUCGUACCACGAUGAGCUGGUGUACUGCCUGGAGGAGAUCGACUACGUCAUCAAGAACCUCCCGGAGUGGGUGCAGGACGAGCACGUGGAGAAGACCGCCCAGACGCAGCAGGACGAGUGCUACAUCCACUCGGAGCCGCUGGGCGUGGCGCUGAUCAUCGGCACCUGGAACUACCCCUUCGACCUCACGGUGCAGCCCAUGGUGGGCGCCAUCGCUGCCGGGAACGCGGUGGUCAUCAAGCCCUCGGAGCUGAGCGAGCACAUGGCGAGCCUGCUGGCCACCCUCAUCCCACAGUACCUGGACAAGGAUCUGUACCCGGUGAUCAAUGGGGGAGUCCCGGAGACCUCGGAGGUGCUCAAGGAGAGGUUUGACUACAUCCUGUACACCGGGAGCACCGGCGUCGGCAAGAUCAUCAUGACGGCCGCGGCCAAGCACCUGACCCCGGUGACCCUGGAGCUGGGCGGGAAGAGCCCGUGCUACGUGGACAAGGACUGCGACCUGGAGGUUGCCUGCCGGCGCAUCGCCUGGGGCAAGUUCAUGAACAGCGGCCAGACCUGCGUGGCCCCCGACUACAUCCUCUGCGACCCCUCCAUCCAAGGCCAGGUGGUGGAGAAGCUGAAGAAGGCCGUGAAGGAGUUCUAUGGGGAGGACGCCAAGAAGUCCCGGGACUACGGGAGGAUCAUCAGCUCCCGGCACUUCCAGAGGGUGAUGGGCCUGCUGGAGGGCCAGAAGGUGGCCUACGGAGGCACCGGGGACGCAGCCGCCCGCUACAUAGCCCCCACCAUCCUCACGGACGUGGACCCCGAGUCCCCGGUGAUGCAGGAAGAGAUCUUCGGGCCCAUCAUGCCCAUCGUGACCGUGCGCAGCCUGGAGGAGGCCAUCCGCUUCAUCAACCAGCGCGAGAAGCCGCUGGCGCUCUACGUGUUCUCCAACAACGACAAGGUGAUUAAGAAGAUGAUUGCCGAGACGUCGAGCGGCGGCGUGACGGCCAACGACGUCAUCAUCCACCUGUCCGUGCACACCCUGCCCUUCGGGGGUGUGGGGAACAGCGGCAUGGGCUGCUACCACGGCAAGUUCAGCUUCAUCACCUUCUCCCACCGCCGCUCCUGCCUGGUGAGGUCCUUGCACAAGGAAGACCCCUUCAAAGCCAGGUUCCCGCCGAGCAUGCCCAAGAUGGCCCGCAACUGA